UCCUAGUUCAAAAUCGUUCAACUUGAUGUGUGAUUGACAGAAGAAGAUAAUUUUGUGUUAUUGUAUUUUUUCCGGGCAAGUGUUUCUAAAAAGAAAAUUGUGUCCUAUUUAUGUCAGGUUAUACACAAUAAAACAUGGGCUUUAACUCAGCAAUCAUUUCACUGAUUCUGCUGAUGAACGUUGAAGACUUUCUAACAUCGGAGCCCAUACGUGUAAUCUGUGAACACAAGAACAUUUGUGCAUUGAGUGAUACCGAUGUGACACUGAGGUGCUCUUACUCAAACAUCAGCAUCAAAACUGGGUUCUGGUUCAGCCACAAACAGAGUCAAAACUGGACAGAAAGUGAUGAACCUGAAGAUAUAGCUUUGGAUUUCGACUACUCAGGACGAGUGAAGCAGCAGAUCACUAUACGUCAGUCAGAUCUCACAAUAAGAGACGUGAGAGAGAGAGACUCUGGAGAAUAUCAGAUCAUGUUCAUUAUGAAGGAUGGAGUUAAACACAUCAGCUCAGUCACAGUCCAUCUAACAGUCACAGAGAACCAGAGUAAAGAAGACGUUCAAAGUUCAGAAAAGAGGACGAGAACACAAAUCACUAUAGUGAUGCUGUCUAUGUUACUGAUUCUUGCUGUCAUAGGAGUCCUGACGUACAGAUUCCUGAGGAGGAGAAAACAUAAUUCAUCUCAAAAACGUGACAACACGAAGGUUGAGCCUCAUCCGUCUACUUCAGGUAACGUUGCACCUCAGUCCACAGUGUCUGACUUCACACAUCGGACUGACUCAGAAGAGCAAGACCUUCAUUAUUCAUGUGUUAGUUUCAAGCAGUCUGACAAGAGCACAUCCUCCACCCAUACUGUUAUAUAUUCAUCAGCGGAAGAUGUUCAUUAUGCCACUGUGAAGGUAAAAUGAACUUAGAAUGAAGUCCUUCCAUAAACGGACUUGUUUUAGGGGACUUUCAACAGGCAACUAUUACAUCAGCUACUGUAUUUUCCUUUUUCAAAUGUAAGAAGUUCGUAGUGUAUGUAGUUUGAUUUAUGGCCAUGUUCUGGCAUAUGCUUAAAAAUGCUUUCGAUCAAAGGGCAUUUGUCUAGUGUAAAUGUGCUUUUAUUACCAAAGUUAUAACAAUAUAAAUAGUCAUGUUUGUACUUUGUAAAAAACAUAAACACCAGACUAAUAUUAAUUAUUUGUUUUAAAUAAAUAGAAAAUAGAUUAAAAAAUAUAUAAAGGUACUCGUUAUCUCUUUAGUAGCAAUCAUGUUAAUCAUUCAUGAGUUGUGAAAAGUUAGAUUUUUCUUACUAUAAACAGGAAAAAGGAACAGUAAUAAUAUAACGAAAUGUUUAUGACACACUACCAAUUUCCCAACACAAUCUCACGGCAAAAACGUAAGGUGGCUAAUUUUGGUUAACUCUAACAAUCUUAUUCGUACAUUUUGUAUGAUUUUAUUUCGUGCCAGUGGUUUAGGGGUGGAGUUAGGGGAGGGGCUUCAGUAAUGCUUUUUUCUAGUAAUCGUACGUUUUUGUACGAAUCACAAACUAAUUCAUACGAAGUAGCCACCUUGUAAAAAUAGUUAUUAAUUCCCGUAAGGUUGGCUUUGCUAAAGCUUGUGGCCUAAAUGUACUCUUGUAAUAAAACAUGGUUCUGAAAUCUUUUUAAGAUAUAAUAAAGGAAAUACAAAUAUUUUAAGUCAUAAUGGGACAUUUCAUGUAACGAAUUGUUUUGAUAAAUAAAGGUUCUGACCAAAAGAAAAAGCUUGGAGAACCUGACUUCAUGGGAAAAUGUAAGUGGUCGUGAGUUUGAAUUCAUUCGAAGUAAAUCAUACAGUAAUACACAACCA
Messenger RNA from Triplophysa rosa, 1830 nucleotides. RefSeq lists its product as uncharacterized. The coding region runs from base 135 to 905 and encodes 256 amino acids. The record is from RefSeq and is a predicted model, not a curated record. The transcript is spliced from 5 exons. NCBI's taxonomy places the organism in Eukaryota, Metazoa, Chordata, Actinopteri, Cypriniformes, Nemacheilidae.